GUCCCCGGUCAGGGCGUGUCGUUAGCUGAGCUCUGUUAGCAAGGCGGGGGCCCAGGCAAGACAGUCUCUUUUCAAUAGUCGCUUAACUGAUGUUUAAUCUACAGUAGAUAUGGAUUUCGACGCUUUAUUUAACGAAAAGACAUUUCAGUUUUCGGACUUCCAGGAGUUCACGUUUCUUCCUGGACACCAGAAGUUGACUGAACGAGUGAGAAAGCGACUGUAUUAUGGCCUGGAUAAAGACGUCUCUUUAGAUGCCCUCUCUUGCCCUGUUACAGAUAUUGCCGUCGAAAUCUUCCAGAAGUCUGCCCCAAGCCCAAUACGAAAGCUUCAGAAGAAGUAUGCUGCUCAUGUUUCCAGGGAGGCUUGCAUCUCUCCAUGUGCCAUGAUGCUCGCUCUAGUUUACAUCGAAAGGCUCCGACAUAGAAACCCUGAAUACCUACAAAAGAUCUCCUCCUCUGACCUCUUUCUGAUCUCUAUGAUGGUUGCCAGUAAGUACCUGUACGAUGAAGGAGAGGAAGAAGAGGUUUUCAACGAUGAGUGGGGAGCAGCUGGGAACCUGGACGUCAAAACUGUCAAUAACCUGGAGAUGAACUUUUUGAAUGCCAUUGAGUGGAGCCUGUUCACAGAGCCAAAUGACUUAUUUGACAUACUAAGUCAACUGGAAACCAGCAUUGCAGAGCGGCAGGGGACAAAACGUGGCUGGUUCACCUACACUGACCUGUGUGUGCUACUGGAGCAAUCAGCAUGGAGUCAAGCCCUCACAGCCAUCUACCAGCACUUUACUAAGGUAUCCUGUAUGCUCGGCCUGGUCUAUCUGACCAGUGUAGCUGGCCUUAUUGCCACCAGCGCUGUGCUGCAACAGCUCAGUCUCUCCAGAAGCAGCCAGUCCCUGCUUCCACCUCCGUCUGAGAUUAGCCCGGCCCCCCUUCAGACCUCCAGCGUAAACUCGGAAGCUGUGUCAGCACCCCAGCGCCUCCCCUGUUGUCUUCUGGCCAACAAGAGUCUGAACCGCCAGACCGGAGCUCUUGGAAUCGGCCAGCACCACACACAAAGCCCCCCACCGCCUUCCUCACAGACCUCACUAUUGUGUCUCUGGGGUUCCCUCCUCGCCUCUAUGGGUCACAUAAAUCCUGAAUCAAAUGCUGAGAUGGAAGAGCUGCAAACUUGGUCUCCUGCCUCAUUUUUCUGUCCUGGCUGUCUUGCAUCCCUCCCUCCUCUUCAGUGUGGGCUUCGAAACACCUCAGCAGUUUUCACCCAAGGUCCCCUUGAUAACCAUCAGCGUCAGGCACCAUGGCUGGCCUCCAGCCUCCUUGGAGGGGCACAACCAAGUCUGAACUCUCACCUGGGGGUGUUUUCCCCUGUUCAGCUGGUACCGUGCCAUCCAAAGUCUAUGUUACCUGUUGACAAAGCCCAAGCUCUGCUCAUGCCUGGCUAGAGAUUGGCAAACUCCCCUGCAGUCAGCCUGUAGUAAUGGACUCUGGAAAUGAAACCAGCAUUGUUUUCAUGACUCAUCAACUGCUUCAAGUCAUGGUUUUGUUUACUUUUCCAGAUCUAGAAUGCAGGCGCAGAGGCAAGAGUAACUAGGCACAUUUGGGACAGGGUGAAAGUUUGAUAACACAGCACAGUGUGAAAAUUCACUUAUAGUUCACAACUGCUGAAUAAAUUUGCCAUAAGUAAAAUGCCAUAGUCCUUAGUUAAUGCUCUGUUUUUACUGAAGAGAGAAGCUCUCAAGGGUUUUGAGGAUACUCUGAUAUGUUUUUCUUGGCUGCAACCAAAUAAUUUGCUCCCAACAUUGAUCAUCAUUUGAAAGUUCAGACGUGUGAGAUGGCGAUGCACGCCUGUUGUGAUAAGCAUGUUUUGAAUGAUUAUAUCACAGCUGUAAUGUUAAAGCGGCUUGCAGUGUGGCAGGUUGAUGAAAGUGUGUGGAGGUUUUACAGCAUAUCUGAAAGUUCAGAGUGAUCUGAGCGAUAACAGUAACUUUGUUAUGAUGUGGUUCUGAGAAGAAGGGACUAAACCAGUUUACUUUGUCUGCUACAUUUUGGCGUUUGCAUAUUUGCUUAGUGUUACCAUAUUUUUUGCACUUGUGUAUAAAGAGCUUUACAUCAAACAUUAGGCACACACCUGUAGCAAGCACUGAUUUUGUACACCAGGCAGUUUUUGUUACUGUUUGUUUGUGAAACAAAUUGUUUCCUGUUCUCGUCAUCUUCAAAAAAAGGAAACAGUUUGAAUGCAGACACAUCUCCAUACCUCAGUGUCACUGUUGUUGACCGCACAAAAAUCAAAACAAACUCCUCUUCUUCUGGUCACACAUAGCAUUUUCUUUUUCUAGUCAAUAAUAUUUUAUGUGGGAUGUCACAUAACCUGAAAGCCACUUCUGUAUCAGAUUGAAUGUUUAGCCUGUAAGUUCUCCAAGGGGAAGAAGGUCUGUAUUAAAAGGGGUUCCGGGGGGUUUCAUUCAGUUUCUAGUUGGUUUCUGGUUGGUGUUUGAAGUGAGUAUUCUGAAUAUUACAUGAAACAUGUGAAAGGCUAAAAGCAGUGUUUCUUUGUUGAUGCAGUCUGGAAUUUGCACAUCUGGCUCCCUUUUCAUUGCUAAAGGACAUUUUACUCCAUAAUUACUGCAUCAUCAAGUAUCCUUUGAACGGCGGAGCAGAAUGUAAAGAAUUGAACGCUUUUUAAGUACACAGUUACACAUGGUCCCCAGGACAGUUACUUUGUGAUGAACCUUUGACAAAUUGCUUUGAGCAUCUAAAUUUGAUACACUUUGAAGCACGAAGUCCUUUAAUUUUGUACAUGGUGUAAAAUGCAAAUAUUGUACAAAUCUGUAGAAGAAGAGCUAAUAAAGAUCGCAUUUCUUUGUGA
Chelmon rostratus (copperband butterflyfish) is the source of this 2859-nucleotide messenger RNA. It is a transcript of the gene cnppd1, whose product is annotated as cyclin Pas1/PHO80 domain containing 1. Lineage: Eukaryota; Metazoa; Chordata; Actinopteri; Chaetodontiformes; Chaetodontidae. The transcript has 8 exons. The record is from RefSeq and is a predicted model, not a curated record. Bases 110 to 1435 code for a protein of 441 amino acids. Gene Ontology annotation, cellular component: cyclin-dependent protein kinase holoenzyme complex; nucleus. Gene Ontology annotation, biological process: regulation of cyclin-dependent protein serine/threonine kinase activity. Gene Ontology annotation, molecular function: cyclin-dependent protein serine/threonine kinase regulator activity; protein kinase binding.